This is a messenger RNA of Laccaria bicolor S238N-H82, 1914 nucleotides long. RefSeq names its product cytochrome P450. The transcript is spliced from 15 exons. Bases 1 to 1914 code for a protein of 637 amino acids. Gene Ontology annotation, molecular function: oxidoreductase activity, acting on paired donors, with incorporation or reduction of molecular oxygen; monooxygenase activity; heme binding. The record is from RefSeq and is a predicted model, not a curated record. Lineage: Eukaryota; Fungi; Basidiomycota; Agaricomycetes; Agaricales; Hydnangiaceae.
AUGGAUGUCCCUCCAGGAAUCGCGUAUCUGGUACAAAGACUUCCACGCAUCCUCACACCACCCACUCUAGCCUACGCUCUAGUCCACCUAGGCAAAACACAUCUCUCAAUCGAACUCUCUACCUGGGGUCUUUCGUCCGUCUUGUUGUUAAGCCUUCCCGUCGGCCUGACCCUUAGCGUCUUGUGGAAGGACUUGGUGAUUCGCUGGGACGCUUCUAAUAAAGGCGCAGUGUUGCCCCCUGUUGCUCCUGAUCCGUUCCCUGGAGGCGCGAGGAGCUUGUACAGGGCUGUGACUAGUUUUAAAACUGGGUAUCCAGGCGUCUCAACUUUGAUUCUUAAAGUUGAUGGGUUGCAGGAUAUGUGUGAUAAAUUUGGAGGGUACACGUUUAUGUCGAAGAUAUUGUUCGAGUAUAGGGUUGUUACUGCGGAGCCAGAGCAUAUCAAGGCCAUGCUCGCAACGCAAUUCGAAGAAUUUGAGAAAGGACCUGAGACACGCUUUUUGUUCCAUCCCCUCUUAGGAACAGGCGUUUUUGCAGCAGAUGGGGAGUUAUGGAAGUAUGUUUUUUUCAUCGCUUGGGAUGAGACCAACCGCAUUUUUCUGACGAGCUUGCGUGUUAGAUUUCAUCGAACCAUGACUCGUCCCUUUUUCAGUAAAGACCGCAUCAGCCACUUUGAUAAUUUCGGUCGACAUGCUGAUGACGCGCUUGGCCAGCUGAAGGCCAGGCUGCGAGAAGGACAUGCGGUUGAUUUUCAGGAUUUAAUCUCCCGAUUCACACUCGACUCCGCAACCGAGUUCCUCUUCGGGAACGACGUUCACUCCCUCGCUGGCGGACUUCCUUAUCCGUAUUACCAUUCCACCACCUCCACCUCUGAUUCGGAUGCCCAUCCUUCAACACGCUUCGUCCAUGCGUUCCAGGAGGCUCAGAUGAUUACUGCUUUCAGGUCGCGGUUUGGGUCUCAUUGGCCUCUGUUUGAAUUUUGGCAUGAUAGGAUGAAGAAACCCAUGAGAGUGGUUCAUGAUUUUAUUGAUCCCAUCGUCGCUGCUGCGAUAAGUAGGAAGAAGGAGGAGAUGCUUAGUCCAAGUCUGGAUCGGGAUGAUGAGACAUUAUUAGAAAAUUUGGUCAAUUCGACUGAAGAUCCAAUUAUAUUGAGGGACGAAAUCAUGUCGUUGUUGGUUGCUGGACGGGAUACGACUGCAAGCACUCUGACAUUCACGGUUUAUAUGCUCGCGGAACAUCCGAAAAUAUUACAACGCUUACGGGAGGAAAUCCUCCAAAAAGUGGGUCCUCAACGGAGGCCCACGUAUGAUGAUUUUAAGGAGAUGAAAUUUUUAAGGGCUGUUAUCAAUGAAACACUCCGUCUUUAUCCGGUGGUUCCUUUUAAUAUCAGGAUGUCGAAUCGGGCCACAACAUGGCCAUCUAAGGUUCCCGGAGGAAAACCAUGGUAUAUUCCUGCGAACACAAGGUCGCUGUAUACGGUCUUCAUGAUGCACCGACGCAGAGAUCUCUGGGGUCCAGAUGGUGAUUUCUACACCAGACGGAUUUGUCUUUUCAGCACUAACCAAAACCCCCCGUUAGCUCUUGAAUUUGAUCCGGACAGAUUCCUGGACGAACGACUUCACAAAUACCUCACACCCAAUCCUUUUAUUUUCCUACCAUUCAAUGCAGGCCCUCGGAUUUGUUUGGGCCAACAGUUUGCGUAUCACGAAGCUUCAUUUUUCCUUGUUCGACUCUUGCAAAAUUUUUCCUCGAUUUUUCUGGCCUCACAUGCCCAGCCGCCUGAGUCGCGUGCUCCUGCCAUCUGGGCGACUGAGGAUCGGACUGGGCGUAAAGGGAGGGAAAAAAUUCGGCCGAAGACGCAUUUGACGAUGUACGUUCAGGAUGGAUUGUGGGUAACUAUGGAGGAGGCAAAGUAG